Messenger RNA from Ceratina calcarata, 8291 nucleotides. It is a transcript of the gene Cals, whose product is annotated as calsyntenin 1. Gene Ontology annotation, cellular component: postsynaptic membrane; cell surface. The transcript has 4 exons. Gene Ontology annotation, biological process: positive regulation of synapse assembly; homophilic cell-cell adhesion; positive regulation of synaptic transmission. The record is from RefSeq and is a predicted model, not a curated record. The coding region runs from base 162 to 3017 and encodes 951 amino acids. Gene Ontology annotation, molecular function: calcium ion binding. Lineage: Eukaryota; Metazoa; Arthropoda; Insecta; Hymenoptera; Apidae.
GCUCAAAUAUUGACUUCGCGAUUGUGCGUGGUGUCGCAAGCGAGUCGUGCAGUAGACGGCGAUGCUCUUUUAAAAAAGCGAGUUCUUGCGAGUGAUAAGUCGAGUGUCGUCGGCCGUAGAACUGAUAAAUCGGAGUAUCCUGGGAACAGGAGGCAGAGAAAAUGCUACUGGCGGCUAUUACCGUGGUUUUCGGAUUGACCAUCGGUCUCUCCCACGCGAGCAUCCCAGCCCUCGAGUCGACAUCGAGCUCCUUCAACAAUCAUGGAGCACCACGAUUGGAUUUGGACAGUCCAGAAAGCGGAUACCACGGCCUGGUGAAGGAAAAUGAAACUCUGGUCGAGGUCACGCCACAGAUACGAGCUGUUGGUGCCAAAGUUUGCUCCUUCCGUAUCGCGAAUAAACACCAUGGGGAAGCGCCCUUCGAGAUUGUUUUGAAAGAGAAAGGAAUGGCAGAGCUGAGAGCUUUGCGACUUCUCAACUGUGAGAAACGGCGCAACUACAAGUUUGAUAUCGAAGCCGUUGGCUGCAAUGGAUCGCUAUCGGAAAACGCCACGGUGCAUAUUACCGUGGUGGACGUAAACGAGUACGCGCCACAGUUUCUACAACCGGCCUAUGUCAGCACCGUGGAUGAGGGUCGCCUAUACGAAGAAGUUGUCCGUGUUGAAGCGUCCGACAGAGAUUGCACUCCGAAAUUCGGCGACGUAUGCAAGUAUGAAAUUUUAACAGCCGACCAACCGUUCAUCAUCGACAAUGAGGGAGCCAUUCGCAAUACCGAGCCAUUGGAUUAUGAACGAUCCCAUAAUUACAUUCUGAGCGUGGUCGCGUAUGACUGCGGUAUGAAACAAUCUGCACCAGCUAUGGUCACUGUCAAAGUCAAUCGCGUCUGUGCACCCGGCUGGAGAGGAAUCCCAGAGAGGGUCGACUACGCCGCAGGUGUCGGUUCUCAACCGUUACUUCCCUCCGCCAGAUUGGAUCUUUGCGAUGCUCCUUGUAUAUUGCGUAACGUUCGAGCCACCUUGACUCUUGCAACAGACCAUAUCGGGAAAGGUUGCGAUCGCGACACAUACGGCGUUCGUAGCCAACGCAAAUUGUGCGGCGCGUCUCGUGACAGCGUAGAUCUGUUGCCGACUCCCGGGCCUACGACUUCCUGGACGGCAUCUUUGUCCCGCGACGAGGGUAGGGAAGCGGACGAAAUUUUCGAAUUCGACGGGGUCGAUUCCGCUGCCAUUGUACCCAGCGAUGUUCUCGAGCACAGCUUGGCACAAAAAUUCACGAUCGGAGUUUGGGUAAAACAUCGACCUCGUCCUAGACAAGAUCCCCACGUUAAAGAACAUAUCUUGUGCGCUGCCGAUGACCAUAAGAUGAAUAGACAUCAUUACGCUCUUUUCAUCAGAAACUGCAGACUGAUUUUGCUACUUAGACGCGACUUCUCAGAGGGUGAUCCUAAUAUCUUCCGGCCUGCCGAAUGGCGUUGGAAACUUACUCAAGUGUGCGACGACAAGUGGCAUCAUUACGCCGUGCAAGUCGACUUCCCCCACGUUACUUUGUACGUUGACGGAGAGGAAUGGCGCACAGACGAAAAGAAUCCCGAAGUGAUCGACGACUGGCCGUUGCAUCCCGCGAAGGGCGUUAAUACGACUCUCGUCGUCGGUGCAUGCUGGCAAGGAUCCGACAAUAAAACGAAACAUCAUUUCCGCGGCUAUCUGGCUGGACUGUCAGUCCUAGUUGGGCGAAACGAAAAGCCGGAUGUGCUAUCUUGCUUGCGUCGUUGCCAAGAAGGUAUUCACGUGCCAUCGAUGGAUUUGCUACAACCAGGAACCCAAUUGCUCACCAAUUCUGACUUAACUGAGGUACGAAUCGACGGAGAUAAUCGCACGAACGUCGAAACUCUUCUCCGUCGUAUCGGUUAUUCUAACUCGAGACGAUUCCCGACUCCGGGCCGACGUAAUUUCCGUUUAGAGACAACGAUCGUGUGCGAAGGUAGCGAGAACAAUCCGCUUCCGGUACCAACUGUUCAAUCGUAUGUAACUGUUUUGCCACCUCCCCGUCCAGGAAUUACAGUGAACGGCACCGGCUACGUAGCCAGGGAAUACGCGGAUUUCCGUCUCGGUGUUGCCGUAUUCCCGGACGCUCGAGUCACUGCCGGUUCCGCUGCCAGAUUAGAUGCAUGCGCGGUCAGCGUUUACCCGAGUCUUAAUCCCGACCAUGAAAGCUUAGGGUUGCCGGGUGAUGCUCUCCGUAGAUACCGUUCUAUCUCCGCGCGCGUAGAUCGCGAUGGUGUCGUUCUUUCAGGCGCUGACACGCCCUACAAUUAUCAGCAAUUGAUACGCCUCAUAAUGUACACGAAUCGUAAGCCAGCUUAUUAUCUCGAUCGCGUGUUCAAAUUGACCUGCUCCGAGCUUAGCGGCCGUUUUGCCAGCAACGAAUACGUGCAGACUCUCGCGGUUAUUCACCCGAAAGAAAAGACCACCGUCCUUCCUCACUCCACUCCCGACGAACCACCGAUAGCUAGAAUUCUAGAGCCAGCUCCCGGUCACGUUCAACUGUCCCCUCAUCACGCGGAUUUGCCCGAGGAAUACGCGACAGCUGCCCUCCGCGAGGGUAACAGAAGCAUCGGCACUGCUAGCGGCAGCCACGCAGUUACGAUCGUGGCCGCUGCCUGUAUCUGUUUCUUGCUUCUGAUGGCGGUGGUCGGAGCUGCAAGGGUCAGAGGUGCCGCGAAGAGGCGACCGUCCGCCGGGGAUGAGUUGGCUGCAGAGACCGAAAUGGCUUGGGACGAUUCCGCGCUCGCUAUUACCGUUAAUCCAAUGGAGAGGCUCACAGAGCACGAUCCCCAUCAUCAAAGCCAGAGAGACGAGGACGUUGACGAUUCGGGUAGCUCAGACUCGGAGGACGGCUCGUACAGAGACGAUGAUUUAGACAGCUCCGAUUGCGAGAACGACUGCGAACUGAGCAACGGCCGACAUCGCCGUCACACCUCGCCUCAUGAAUUGGAAUGGGAUCAUCGUGGUUUUUAAAUUACUAUCCUUCUGCAUUCACCAUCCCCCUUCUUCGUAUGGUGAUUAAGUGGAGUACUAACUCAUAUUGUUUCUCUCUCAUAAAUGUAUAUCUCCCGUUCCAAACGAUCGUUAUUGUUUCUUUUCUUAUGACGCUUCGUAACGCGUACGCAUUGUAUGCCGCUCUAUAUCCUAUUCUAAUAUCCAUCGAGUUAAAUGCGUCUUUUAAAGAUCAUCUCGAUAUUUUCGGUAAUCGAUCCGAUAUUCCUAUAUAUAAAUGCGAAAGCGUCGUAUUAUAUCCGUCCCCAUAGAUGAUGAGCAGGACAUAUUGGUAUCAAGUAAAAUGUUAAUGCACCAACUAGUUAGUACUCUCCUUAAAAGCCAGCAAAAUUUGUAAGAGAGUGCGGGACGCUUUAUCGAAUAGUUGAAACUCUUUCUAUCUACAACACGCCACUGAUGUUAAUAGAUAAAAGAUACAUAUGGAGGAUACUUAAUUUUACCGAUGGAGCUUACCAAGGUAAGACGAUAAUUUCCAAGGUAUAAUUGGAAACAAUUAAUUUAUAUUUUACACUCAUUACCGCUAAUUAUUAUUACUAAAUAUUAUUAUUGCAGCAACUACGUAUUAUUAUUACUAUUAUUAUUUUCUUUAUCAGUAAUGGAAGGACGAGGGAAUUUCUUUUAUACUCUUAAUAUUAUCAUCUUCUCCUCCUUUUAUUCUAUUUUAUUCUAUUCUACUGUUUGUUACGAAUUUUUACUAACGCUGACUGUAUUCGCUAUUAUGUUCGAUUAGAAUUUCCUUUUGUACGCAGGACAGCCCGAUAACGCAACCUUAUCUAAUUGAACGUAUUCGUCCUUGUUUUCUAAGGUUUUUAACACGAUAUUUGAUCUCAUAAAUACAGACGUGUGUAUAUUUUGUCUCGUAACGAUAACGUCUUUCAUGUUCGAUUAUUAGGUGUUCAAAAUAGUGAAUUAAUCUGUUAUGUUAAUAAUUCGACGAAUGGUAAAAGUGUAUUUUUAACCGGUAACGCAUGAAGUCGGGCUGAGCCUAGGCCAUCGUAUGAUACUUGCCCAAUUUUCCAUUUUAUUUGUUAAGUAAAAAAAAUCUCUAAUAUAAUUUGCACAACGUUCCUUCCUAAUCAAUCUAAAAAGAAAAACUCUUAGCUCUUAGUAAGGACAUUGCCGCGCAUCUUUAUGAUAGUGCUUCACCAUUAAGUACGGUAUUAUAUCAUAUCCGUAUACAUGUGUGCGCAUGCAUAUAGAUUUGUAUAUGCAAGUUCAUCGCGUAUACAGAUUAUGAGGUACAUGUAAUAUGUGCACGGAAGAAAAGAAAUGUGUACUUACGUAUACAUACAGCGUCCGAUCAUUAUUCUGUGGUGAGGAACUCGGUUCGUCUAAACGGGGGGAGUAACCGCGGAGAAUAAUGCGCAGCGAUUCGACUAAUGAAAAGGGAAUAGUUUGUUAUUUCUUUAAAUAAUUAUCGUGUGCAAUCGUUUCAUAGGGAAACUGAUUUUUAUGUGCCUUUACGCGAACUAAUGUGUUGAAUUCUACUCUAUAUUUUAAUAGCGAACAGUUCAACUGAUUUCCUAUCAGUAUAUCUCGCAUGUUAGGCGUGCCGUUCGAGGACUUCUCGCAUAGCAACUACUCCGCUGUUGUUGAUAUUUUAAAACAUUAACUGUUAUAGUGGCGUAGCUGAUAAGAAACAGACGCGUAGACAAAGUAUUUUACAUUCGUUGACGACGCGGUUCGGGCAUCGUUUACCGAAAAUGAAAAGUGGACAGUGGUCCUUGGCGCGUAGCUCGCUUGUCAUCGAAUGCAUGCCUCAUAUGUGCAAUGAUCCGCAGGGUAUAUUAAUUAUUGACGAAUGAUCUCAUAAGCAAACUGCGCAUCGAUACUCGCUACGAAGUAAUGAGAGGAUCUUGUAUAUGUAUCUAUGUAUUUAGAGUUAUACCGACCGAUCGAAUAUUUAGUACUGAAAGUUUGUGUACGGAUAUCUAUAUUCAUAGAAACUAUAUGAACAAUUUAUUUUUCCAACGAGCAUAUCAUAUCAUUUUUAUAAGAGAUUUGUCGGAAGUUUGAAAACUUUUCGUAAAGAGCUCCUACAUUGCAACUCGCUAUCGUGAUGUUACUUGCCAUAACCGCGACUUGUUUUCAUCGAGCUUUUUAUUUUAUCGAACGGAUUGUUUCGUUUGUUGUCAUGUCCGGGCGAAGAUACACGCGUUAUCUUUACGCAUUUCACCGUUUAAAACGAUCUGAUCAAUGGAACGAACGAGAAACGCGUCGAUUUAACGAUGAGAGAGAAAACGGCGAAAGGAAAAUAGGACACGCUGAUUAUUUCUUUAAUUGUUAUUAUUAUUUCUUUUUCUUUUCUUUUGUAAGAGCGCUCAUGUUUGCGCUCUAUUGUUUAUUCGCAAGGCCCGCAUGAGCAGGCCAAUCAUUGCGCCAAUUACGAAUUCUAAAUCUGUCGUCUGGUUCAACACUUUCGUUUCGUUGCAACCGCGAUUGAGUUAAUCUCGAAUAUACUGAUCUGACGCAUCUCACUUAUGCAUAAUGUAAUACUCGGGAGUAUGAUCCUAUUCGGGAAACAAUGAAUUCUGUUCGUUUCACGGGAUUCGACAUUCUAUACAUAUGCACGUACUCAUUGGUGAUCAUGAGAUUUUUCAUGAAACAUAAUAGGAAAAGAAAGACAGACUUGAUAAAAAAAAAGAAGUAAAUUCGAUUGACCGAUUCCUUCUUCGAUCGCACAAUACGGAACCCUUUCUUGAAUCUUUUACACGACAUAAGCAUAAAAUCUGACAGCUGCACAAAGAAUUAAAUGCUGGCUUACGAAGCAUUAGGAGCGCGCGAAUUUGAGGUCGCGGUACAUCCUGCGUCGGAAGUCCUCGGCAAGGGCAUCUGCCGACGGCUGAGGCGCAGGAAGGGAGCAUUCUUUUGUCACCCGGUCUAACGAGCCACAUUUGGAGCAAGAUAAUACCUAUGUAUAUCAGAGAGAAGACACUCUCGCCCGCUAGCGAGCCAGAAGAAGUAUUUCGCAUGGAAGAACGACACCGUUGCAACCUACAGUGAAUAGCAGAGCUGAACCGACGCUAUUUAAAACUGAAUAAAUUUUUUCAAAUCGGACCAAACCAACCGAGUUUUAUUGAGAAGUCAGGUGAACUAGAUUAAUGAAUAACGUGCGAAAACAAUUUCGAAGACCUGUAGCUCGUCUCAACUUUUUCACUCGGACUUUUAAUGAAAAUUAAGUUAAUUUAUACACUUUUAAGAUUUACAUCAGUUAAAUAGAAGCAUGGGACAUUUUAUUGAAAUCGGUCGACGCCGAAGUAAACGACAGGCAUCAAAAAGUGUGCGUUUUGUGCCAGAGUUGUGAAAAUUGCAAUUUUCACCAUUUUUGCCUGAUCGUAGCUUAUGGAUUAAAGGACGCUGGUUCGGUUUUACUCUUCACUGUAACUUUAGGUGUAUAUCGCCUGCUCUAAAGAUGUACUUAAUUAUAUUAAUUGUAUGGAGAGAGAGAGAGAGAAAGAAAGUGCGCGAAAGAGAGAGAGAGAGAGAAAAGGGAAAAAGGAAAAUAAGAAGAAACUAUGCAAAACAAAACCAACUAGAUGAUACUAUUAUAUAAUAUAUAUUAUUAUACAUAAAAAUAUAUCUAAGCUGUUUGCAAAUGAUUUAAGAGACGAGGAAAUAAAAGAGAAAAGAAGGAUUACAGAAAAAAAUGGUAUGAAUUUGUAAUGUACUAUUGUAUUUUGUAGGCAGCUAGCGUACGUAUACAUAUGCACAUGUAUCCGUGUAUGUAUGUUUACGUAUAAUAAAUAUACAUACUCUUCGACAUUUACACGUACCGUUCGCCUAAAUAGUCUGCAGAAUAUUUUCAAUUUUACAUCGGUCCAAGCUGCGACAAUCUAGGAGCAAUUAUUCGCGAUCCAUUAAAAGAGUCAAUUGACGUUGAAGACCGCCAAUCUUACUUCUCGAAUGAAACGCUUGGUUCCGAAUUUGUUAGAGCACUUGGGCGCACGGCAAGUUACAUAUACAUAAGUACUACGCUCUCGCCUCUAAUUCGUACGUUUACCCUCGAUAAGGCAAAAGAGAAGGAAGGAAGAAGAGGAAGAAGAAGAAGAGAAAAGAGAAAAGAGAAACGGUAACGGAAAUUAUGCGCAUAGGUACGUGUUUGUCACGUAAAAUGAACUACAGCGUUCAAUAAUAUGCGGAAAAGGAGAAAAAAUAAAGGGACAUGAAAUUCCAAUACUACGAUGAUGUUGUAAUGAAUUAAAUAAUUAACAAUAUUGACUAUAUAGCUAGGCCGUGAACAGGACGUUGCGGACCGACUAAAUUCCCUCCCGUCGCAGAUUGAUUGUGUGUUAACUAAUAAGAUUAAGUAACGAUAUAGUACCGUUAAGGAAUUUAAUUAUUAAUACUGAAUACUAUAUCUGUACGCUAAGCACAGUUUCAGAGUCGUAAGGUGACGCGAAGCAUAAGCCAAGGAUUAUUAACACGAGUCUUUUAAUUUAAAAAAAAAGAAGAAAUGAAGUGGAAGAAAAAUCACGCGACACACUGACAAUUAUUUAAAUAUUUGGGGCGUCUGCACGCGGCGCACAGAAACGUCAAAUUACCUUGUUAAUUCUGCAACUGAGAAAAUCGUUCGACAAGAGAAAAAUUAUUAGCAAUAGUAUUGUACACGAGGGAUACAUUGAACACGAAUCAUGCGUACAUACUUAACAUGUUCACGUACACGGACACACGAUUACACGCGCGGCCGCAUAUACACGCUGCACAGGCUAGGAAAAGUGAAAUACUAUCUAUAACGACAUAUUAUAAAUAAUAUUAAGACGUCAACUGUAUUUGUUUAAUAAAGAUGUACAUUCGAAAAGUGAAGAGACUAGCUUCACAGCCGAGAGGACGCAUUAGAAUUCAGUUCACGCGUGUAUCUGCUUUAGAAUUGAAUACAAUUUUUAUUUCCUGUAUUCUUUACGUGCACGAUAUAUAAUUGUCAGUGUUGGGAUAUCAAUAAUAAAAUAUACUUCCCGAUUAUUAAAAUUAAAAAAUUGCUGAAGUGAUGAGCGUAGGAUAAAUGUCGCGAUUAUUAAACUUUAUUCUAAUUGCGAAAUAAAUAUUUUAAUCAAUUAAAAUUGUAUGAAAAAUUAAUUUUUUUGAUAUCCAAUACUGGUAAUUGUUAUAUUUGAUAGUGAGUUUUUAUUGCACCAUCGUAGAUUGGAAAAGUAGAAAAGCUUUCGAUGUAAAGUUAUACAUGUUGCAAGAAUAUUGACUAAGAAUAUAAUAAUUAAAGUUUGUGUAUAAAAAAAUUUA